AUUGGUUUGUGUUUUUCUUUUUCGUGCUCUGUGCUGUUGGAAGAAAAUUGAACCAAAUAUGUCGAACGUGAUUGAUCCAAUAAAACUCCUAACGGAUAAAGGGGAACGCCAAGCGCCCUUUAUGAAUAGUAUAUUUAACCCUGUAGUGUGUUCUGUACUUGGUUUUGGUUGUGCAGCAUUCGUCAAUUGGGGUUUAAGAAAGCCGCCAUUCUCCGGUAUACAAAGUCAUGUUACAUUUGCGGCAAUAGGUGGCGGUCUUGGUUAUUAUUUCGACGGGAAACGAAACGAACACAUUGCCAAACGUGAUGCUGUGCUGAAGCAUUACAUCGAACUUCAUCCCGACGAUUUUCCACCAAAGGAGCGCAAGAAGUACGGUGAUAUUUUGGAGGCCUGGACGCCAAUCCGAUAGAAAGCGAAUUAAGACGGUGAUACUGGUAAUCACUACCAAAACACAGGCACCGCAUAGAAUAUAAUUGUAUAAACAUCGCAGAUUGUUAAUUGAAUGUGCAAAGUAGCCAUAACGAAAAAUAAAAAGUGAAAAGCAAGUGAAGAAAAUA
Molecule: messenger RNA, 557 nt
Organism: Anastrepha obliqua
Lineage: Eukaryota; Metazoa; Arthropoda; Insecta; Diptera; Tephritidae
Gene: ND-B14.5B
Product: NADH dehydrogenase [ubiquinone] 1 subunit C2
Exons: 3
Coding region: 59-409 (116 amino acids)
Biological process (GO): mitochondrial electron transport, NADH to ubiquinone
Cellular component (GO): mitochondrial inner membrane
Source: RefSeq, a predicted model, not a curated record